Eruca vesicaria subsp. sativa (arugula) is the source of this 1423-nucleotide messenger RNA. NCBI's taxonomy places the organism in Eukaryota, Viridiplantae, Streptophyta, Magnoliopsida, Brassicales, Brassicaceae. The record is from the annotation of a GenBank genome assembly.
UUGUCGGAAGAGAGAAGACUUUCGUGGAUUAUAUCGUUUGCUACCUCCGAUUGAAACACACACAAAUUAGGGUUUCAUUUUCAGAUUGUUUGUGUUCAUUAGAAUAUCAAAAUCAAAGAAAAAAUAAUAAUAAUGGGAAAGUUUUGUUGCUUCACUUCCGAUUCCGAGGUUAUGGGAGGACAAUCAUCCUCAAGAUCAGGUAAAGGAAGAAGUGAUGAAGGGUUGAUCAAGUUUGGUUUUAGUCUAGUGAAAGGCAAAGCUAACCAUCCUAUGGAGGAUUAUCAUGUUGCUAACUUCAUCAACAUCCAAGACCAUGAACUUGGGCUCUUUGCAAUUUAUGAUGGUCAUAUGGGUGAUACUGUCCCUGCUUACUUGCAGAAACACCUCUUCUCCAACAUCUUAAAGGAGGGAGAGUUUUGGGUGGAUCCUAGAAGGUCUAUAUUAAAAGCUUAUGAGAAGACAGACCAGGCUAUUCUCUCAAAUAGUUCUGACUUGGGUCGUGGUGGGUCUACAGCUGUUACUGCUAUAUUGAUUAAUGGGAGAAAGUUGUGGAUAGCUAAUGUUGGUGAUUCACGAGCUGUUCUUUCUCAAAGAGGUGCGAUAACGCAGAUGAGCACAGAUCAUGAGCCUCGUGCUGAAAGGUCGAGUAUUGAGGAUAGAGGUGGAUUUGUAUCCAAUCUACCAGGUGAUGUUCCUCGGGUGAAUGGUCAGUUAGCAGUGUCACGUGCCUUUGGAGACAAGGGACUUAAGACACAUUUGAGUUCAGAGCCUGACAUUACAGUUUCUAAUGUUGAUAGCCAGACAGAUAUUCUUGUCCUGGCCAGUGAUGGCAUUUGGAAGGUGAUGACAAAUGAAGAGGCAAUGGAGAUAGCUAAAAGGGUGAAAGAUCCACAGAAGGCAGCCAAGGAGCUAACAGCUGAAGCAUUGAGAAGAGAGAGUAAAGAUGACAUAUCUUGUGUCGUGGUCCGGUUCAGAUGACAAACUGUAGAUGGUAAAAAGGGAGAUGGUUCGUUAUUAAAUAUAAUAAAACCCUGCAAGUUUCAAUCAAGAUUCAUUAGGACACAAUGCUUGUUUCACUGGAUUUAGACUCUGGUGAUUGUGGUUCGGUUUGAACCGGUCUAAAGUUUCGACUUCUGACAGCUUCUUGUGGCUAUCUAUAGAUUAUGUGCGUUCGUUGUGUAAAUUGUGUGUUUUAAGAAGACAGAACAAAGGAAGAGUUGGUGGGUGGUUCUUGGUGACUGGUGGGGAUUGUCUUAUUAUUAUUGGUUGAUUUGUUAUAUAAAUCUUCGGGAUAUACAAUAGUAUUGAUUAUUAUUUAAAUAUGUAAAAGUACUUUCUAUUAGGUCUGCAUAUGUUGAAACAUAUAUUUGCUCUUUUGUAUCAGAUUUGCAUUGCUAAACAAAUUUAAAAAUUGUUAUCCUCA